Messenger RNA from Rubroshorea leprosula, 1974 nucleotides. Lineage: Eukaryota; Viridiplantae; Streptophyta; Magnoliopsida; Malvales; Dipterocarpaceae. The record is from the annotation of a GenBank genome assembly.
GCAACGUUUCAAGUUCGUAGCGAAGUAGUUCUGUAAUGUCGAUCUCGCUUCAUCCGUUACCCCCAGAAGUUGUCCUUGCUUUCUCUCUUACGCUCCACUUCCUCUUCCUCCUCCUCAAUUUUCCUUCCAUUCGCUCCACCUUCCUUCAAAACGGCUCCUCCACCCAUAAGAACUCUGAGAGAGUAGCAAGAGUACUCGGAGGCAUUGAGAAGGAGCUCAAAGAUGGUUCUUUGUCUAUUGAAUCGCCUCGGCCCCAACUCGGAGAACGGGGGUUUUUUGGGAGGUUAGAGAGGGAUUGGGAGGUCUUGGAUACUUGUUUGAAUGCUAGUGCUAUGAUACUUGUAGGUGGUGCUUAUGGGUUUCUAAAGAACCGAGGGUUCUUGCCCAAUUUUGGAAGGUUCAGCAGUAUAGUUCUUGAGGGGCCAAGAGACGUUACACCAAGUGUCUUGAAGUCCUCUACUGGUUUAGAUGUUUCUAAACUUUCUCCAAAAAAGUGGGGUUCUUCUGAAACCUCAAUCGUUGCAUUGGUUGCUCUUCUGGGUGGAGUCUCUUAUCUGCUUUUUCAAGGGAUUGAUAUCAGUCCUAACCUUGCUGCCAUACUGGGCCUAGCCUUUAUGACUUUAUCUUCCUUGGGGACACUUUUUGCAUGGUCAUUUUGCAUGUUUAGCAGUGGCCAAAAGGCUGAUGAAGUGUCUUCUGCCUACCUUAUGGGUUGCCCAAUUUGUGGAGUGAUUUUAGAUCCAAUUGCUGCAAUGCAGAUGGGCAUCCAAGGGCAGCAAUAUCAUCUCUUGUGGACACCUUUAGUUACGGAAGUUAUAAAGGCCCAACUCAGUUUUUUCCUACAGGCUGGAACUCAGUUUUGGGAUGAGAAAAUGAGUAAUGAGCUUGCUGAAGGACAAUUGAGUGGCUCUGCCUUUGACAGGUACUGCAUGAUGCUUUUUGCUGGUAUUGCUGCUGAGGCUAUGGUUUAUGGUGAGGCAGAGGGUGGGGAGAAUGAUGAAAACAUGUUUUCCAUCAUCUGUGUACUUCUGCAACCCCCAUUGUCUGUAGCUCAGGUACAGCUACAGGGAUUUAUUUUCAUGCAAUAACUCCAUUAAUAGGUACUAAUUAUUCUCACCUAGAGAGAGAAAAAAGAUGCUAAUGAUUGAUUUUCAUUACCUUGAGAAGACGUCAAAUCAAGCAAGGUGGUCUGUUCUUCAGUCUUUCAAUCUGCUUAAAUGGCACAGGCACGUUCAUCGAGCUGCUGUCACUGCUUGGGAAAGUGGUGGUAGUCUUAGUAUUGUAAUUAGGAGAAUUGAGGAAGCCAUGUCUUCUGGCAGAUGAUGGGCAGGAAGUACAUAAACAUGCUGGUUUCUGUGGUCCAAUGGUGCUCAAGAGGUAGAUGUUCUAUAUGCACUUAGAGGAAGGCUUAAAUAACUGGUAUUUCUCCAUUGUCUGUGCUUGUAUAGCUUGACAUAGUGAACUGAGGGCAUGGAAGUUCUGAAGCAUUACUCCGCUUCUCAUUCUCUACUCCAUUUUUCAUACUAAAUACAAUUGCAUCUGUCAUCAAUUCUCAGAAAAAUUUCCCUCAAGUGAUAGGUUUCUUACAAGGAAAAUGAAUGACUCAAAUUUUUUUGAAGUUCCCAAGAUAUAUCCUACUAGGCUACGGUUGGUGGAGAACACAAAGAAGAAGUAACAAAUUUUGUUAUUCAGCUGACCAUUUUUGACUUAUGUAGUAGCUUAAAGAGAUGGUUCCUCUUGGUAUCCUUGCUGCAUUUAGACUGCAAAUGUAAGUGAAGGUUCUCGAGUUCUCAUCUUUUUGUAAACAUUUUAAUAUCAGAGUACUAUUUUUUCCACCACUGUUUCGGUUGGGAGAAUGGUAGGUUUUGUGCCAUGGCCUCUUGAGUGUACCCCUAAUUAAUUUGGUUCUGGUUUAAGCUUUUGUACCAUUCGAGCUGCCUCCUUAUUCUCUUAGAACAAAAAGCUACGACAUUU